Molecule: messenger RNA, 1254 nt
Organism: Lipotes vexillifer (Yangtze River dolphin)
Lineage: Eukaryota; Metazoa; Chordata; Mammalia; Artiodactyla; Lipotidae
Gene: PCOLCE2
Product: procollagen C-endopeptidase enhancer 2
Exons: 10
Coding region: 1-1254 (417 amino acids)
Molecular function (GO): peptidase activator activity; collagen binding; protein binding
Source: RefSeq, a predicted model, not a curated record
AUGAGGGGCGCGGGCGCCUGGGCCCCGCUCUGCCUGCUGCUGGCCGCCGCCGCCCAGCCCUCGCGGCCGCAGCCCCCGGAGAGACCUGUUUUCACAUGUGGCGGCAUUCUUACUGGCGAGUCUGGCUUUAUUGGCAGCGAAGGUUUUCCUGGAGUGUACCCUCCAAAUAGCAAAUGUACCUGGAAAAUCACACUGCAGCAAAGCCUUUACCCCUCGGACAAGACAUUGAAGGAUCUCAGCGAAAAUGAACAGCCCCAAGGGAAGGACCUCCAGACACUGACUUUUGGGAGACCCCGGGCAAAAGCCAAAAUGCUGCUGAGUUUAGCUGUGGUGAAACUUCUGGAAGCUCCUAGUGAAAUAAUGAGACUUGUGCAUAAAGGGAGAACCUCCAGCACUGCUGAGUCUGAGCUCUACAUGAGGUUAUGGGUCUGGGGUGGGAGGAAUAGAGGAAAAGGGGAUCAGUACUGUGGAGGACUCCUUGAAAGACCUUCCGGCUCUUUUAAAACCCCCAACUGGCCAGACCGUGAUUACCCUGCAGGAGUCACUUGUGUGUGGCACAUUGUAGCCCCAAAGAAUCAGCUCAUAGAAUUAAAGUUUGAGAAGUUUGAUGUUGAGCGUGAUAACUACUGCCGGUACGAUUAUGUGGCCGUGUUCAACGGCGGGGAGAUCAAUGACGCAGAAAGAAUUGGGAAGUAUUGUGGCGACAGCCCCCCUGCGCCAAUUGUAUCUGAGAGAAAUGAACUUCUCAUUCAGUUUUUAUCAGACUUAAGCUUAACUGCAGAUGGAUUUAUCGGUCACUACAAAUUCAGGCCAAAGAAACUGCCGGCAACUACAGCACCACCUGUUACCACCACCUUUCCUGUGACUACAAGUUUAAAACCCACCGUGGCCCUGUGUCAGCAGAAGUGUAGACGGACGGGGACUCUGGAGAGCAAUUAUUGCUUGAGUAACUUUGUCUUGGCUGGCACUGUUAUCACCACCAUCCCUCGAGGUGGGAGUUUGCACGCCACUGUCUCAAUCAUCAACAUCUAUAAAGAGGGAAAUCUGGCAAUUCAGCAGGCCGGCAAGAACAUGAGUGCCAAGGUCGUCGUGGUCUGCAAGCAGUGCCCACUCCUCAGAAGAGGUCUAAACUACAUUAUUAUGGGCCAAGUGGGUGAAGACGGGAGAGGCAAAAUCAUGCCCAACAGCUUUAUCAUGAUGUUCAAGACCAAGAAUCAGAAGCUCCUGGACGCCUUGAAGAGCAAGCAAUGCUAA